AUCAUCAAUUCUAUCACAAAUGGGCCCUACUCACAGACCCCGACGAUAUUGCGGGAGGUCCCAAAGGAUACCUGAAGUGCGACAUAAGCGUCAUUGGCAAGGGAGACUCCGUGAAGGUGCCCCCGAAAAGCGAGAAAGAUGAAGACGACAUCGAGGCGAAUCUGCUCUUGCCAGAUGGCGUUCCAACCGACAGACAACGAGCUCGAUUCAUCGUGAAAAUUUAUAGAGCUGACGGGCUACCCAAAAUGAAUUCUUCGCUGAUGGCAAACGUCAAGAAGGCAUUCACAGGCGAAUUCAACGACCUAGUGGACCCGUACGUACAAGUUUCAUUUGCAGGACUGAUGGGCAAAACAAGCGUAAAAAAGCACAGCUACGCACCCGUGUGGAACGAGCAGCUAAUUUUCACAGAGAUGUUUCCGCCUCUAUGCCAGAGGAUAAAAAUCCAGCUGCGAGAUAAUGAUCCAGUGAAACCGACAGUGAUUGGAACUCACUUCAUGGAUCUGAAAUCCAUAUCGAACGACGGAGAAAAGGGAUUUCUGCCCACGUUCGGGCCGUCUUUCAUACAUCUGUACGGCUCUACCAGAGACUACAGUCUUAUUGACGAACAUUCCAGCCUGAAUGCCGGACUUGGUGAAGGUGUGUCAUACAGGGCGAGACUUCUAGUUUCGAUAAGAACAGAAAUAACCGACAAUAUAGACUUAUCACCAGCAGCCGUAGAGCUUGAACCGACUGUUCCCGUCAACGAGGCUUCCUACGCCAAAAACGAAGAGUUUUUUCUAUUUGCUACCAUCUUAGAAGCAUCCAUGAUCGACAAGAAGCUUGGCGAUAAACCCGUCUAUUUCGAAAUCAGCAUUGGGAAUGCCGGGAAUGCGAUAGACGGUCAUAAUGAGUCAGCAAGAGAGCAUUAUGAUUCUGAUAGUGACGAGCUAGAGACAGUGUCCUGCGACAGCGCGUCUUGGCAAAGCACUACAUCACCAUCUAAGCCAAUGACACAUGACAAGAUUCAUUACUUUUUACCCUACUGGGACAACAAGCCCUGCAUGCACAUCAGAUCCGUUUGGGCGGAUUACAGGAGAAGGAUGUACAACUCGAACCUUAUCGCUAAGCUGGCUGAGAAAUUCGAAGACGGCCUCACAGAAGUAAAUACCUCAAUAGAGGCGGACGAUCCGAACGUGGAAGUUCAGCUGAAGCAAGUUUUAGAGGACCUCUCAACGGGAUGCGGAAAAUACGUCACGAUCUCCAAAGCCUCGAUGACGGGCCCGGGCACAGGAAAAACGAAACUGGAUAAGGAACACUUGAAGUUGUGUCAGAGAGAGAUUGAAUACAUUGGUAAUUCUGCCAGGAGCUUGAGAGCUUUAAUCACGAAGAAUUCCUUCAAGAGCCGGUACAAAAAAGCGCAGACCUUCCUGGGAAAAUUGAAAUUCCUCACAGAAGAUCCCCAACAUGCCCUGCCGGACGUUUUCUUAUGGAUCAUAAGCGGAGGAAAAAGGCAGGCCUACCAACGUAUAGCCGCCAGGGACAUCAUUUAUUCAAUGGUAGACGAGGAAUGCGGCCGAGAUUGUGGAAAGGUCCAAACUAUGUUUCUGAAGCUGCCUGGAAAGAAAGGAAUCGGUCCGAGCGGCUGGUCCAUUCCUGCCAAAUUGCAGAUAUAUCUGUGGCUGGGCAUGUUGAAAUACAAAAAGAAUUUCAUCAACGGGAUUCCUUUGGGCUACGAGAAAACUCCUGAGAUUAGGAAUGUCGAGCGUCCGAGAGCUUUACCACCGUCAACAAUCCACUAUGUGGAAAAGCACAUUUUUGAACUCCGCGCUCACAUCUACCAAGCUAGAUCCCUGAUUGGCAGCGACGCUUCAGGUCUGUCGGAUCCCUUCGCCAGAAUAAUAGCAGGAGAAUUCAGCAAGACAACCCAAGUCAUAGAUGAAACCCUGAGUCCCACUUGGGAUGAGCUGCUGAUCUUUGAGGAAAUUCUCAUUUACGGUGAUGGUGACGAAAUCAAGAAUGAUCCACCUCCUAUAGUGAUCGAAAUCUUUGAUCAAGACAAGGUGGGGAAAAGUGAAUUCAUCGGAAGGUCCUUGGCGAAGCCUAGUGUGAAGCUCAAGGAUGAUCCGUAUGAGAAGCCGAAAUUUCCGCCUUCUCUGGAAUGGUUCACUAUAACGAGGGGUACAGAUAGAGCAGGUGAACUGCUCGCUGCUUUCGAGCUUUUAGAAAUUCCAAACGCCACAGAGGAACCUCUACCCGCUCUCCCUCAUCCUAAAGACAUACCCAUGUACCAUGAAACGGACCCGAAACUUGUGAGCACGCUCCUACCAGUACCAAGAGGUAUAAGACCUACUCUGGCUAGGUAUCGAAUAGAAGUACUAUUUUGGGGAUUGAGGGAUCUGAAGAGGAUUCACCUCCUUACAGUCGAUAAACCCAGAGUCGACAUAGAAUGUUCUGGGAAUAUUCUGUACUCGAGCAUCAUACAGAAUAGCAAGAAGAAUCCGAACUUUAGCACUCCAGUGAAGUUUAUAGAGUUGGACUUGCCAGAGCAGGAGCUGUACAGACCUCCUCUGACGAUAAGGGCCGUAGAUUGCAGAAGUUUUGGGAGAUACACUUUAGUAGGUACUCACAUGAUCAAUUCGAUUCAUAAAUAUACCUACACUCCGACCACAAAGAAAGAUCGAGAAGCUGAGGAGCGAAAGAAAUCUUUUAAUCAACUCAGAGUUGUGGACUGCAAUGUUGGUAAUAAUCAGAUAUCACCAACCAGGCUAUCUUUGGCGAACAGUGAUAGAGAGAGGAGUCCUUUGCUGCCUAAGGAUAUAACUAUACAGACAGGAUACGGUACACACGAUGUUAAGAAAAUGAAAACUGAAAUCAACAAAAAACGGAAACAAAGUUUUGAGGAGGAUAUAGAAGACGAAGAAGAGAGUAAAGACUGGUGGACCAAAUAUUUUGCAUCAAUAGAACGGAUGAUCGACGAAUCUAAAGAAGCCAAGAAGGUUUUCAACCAGAACGGAAAUCUACAGGUCUACGACGACGAUAACAAUCCACAUUCCGGAAACAGUUCGGACAAAAGCCCAGGAAUGGAACAAAGAAAAAAAUUCGGGUUCAAAACCGCAGCUACUGCAUCGAGAUUCACGACAAGAAUUAGUCCGAAAGCAACGAGAAAAAAGAACAAACCGAAACCGGUGCUUUGCAAGAUUCUUCCUACGGAAUUAGAAGCUAGACCAGAGUUUGAUGAAUUCAAAGAAUGGCUGCAUACGUUUGAAUUAUAUAGAGGUAAAAAGACUGGUGAAGAUUCUGAAGAUGAAAACAGAGUGGUUGGAUAUUUCAAGGGUGCUAUUAAAGUUUAUAAAUGGCCUUUGCCAAAAGAUAUUGAAGAUACAACUAUUAUGGGUUUCGACCCACAAUUCGGGUUUUUCCAAGGACUGCCUUCAAACGAUCCAAUCAGGGUCUUAGUGAGAGUAUACAUUGUUAAAGCUAACGAACUUCACCCGAUGGAUUUGAAUGGUAAAGCUGAUCCCUACGUCGUUUUACAGUUGGGGUCGAAGAGGAUCAGCGACAAAGAAAACUAUAUUUCGAAACAACUUAAUCCCAUUUUUGGCAAAUGUUUCGAAAUCGAAGCGACCUUUCCGCAAGAUUCGCUUUUGACAGUACAGAUUUACGAUUGGGAUUUGGUCGGAUCAGACGAUAUGGUCGGAGAAACGAAAAUUGAUUUAGAGAAUCGUUUCUACAGUCGGCACAGGGCAAGCUGCGGCCUGGCAGACACUUACGAGGAGCAAGGCUACAAUGCUUGGCGAGAUGCCAUGAAACCGACCCAAAUUCUAGCAAAACUCUGUAAAGAUGCAAAACUGGACCCUCCUAUAUACGCGGAUGGAUUGGUCAAGGUUGGAAAACAGCUUUUUUCCGUACAGUGUGACGAUACGGAUAUCUACAAGACCAAGGAAUCGGACGAGCAUAUGGCUCUGGCAGUAUUACAUAGAUGGCAUGAGUUGCCAAAAGUAGGAUGUGCCCUCGUCCCAGAACAUGUUGAAAGCAGACCGUUAUACAACCCCGAUAAACCGGGGAUAGAGCAAGGAAAACUGGAGAUGUGGGUCGACAUGUUUCCCAUGGAUAUGCCUCUCCCUGGUCCUCCUCUGGAUAUCUCUCCAAGAAAACCGAAAAGUUACGAGCUGAGGAUUAUCAUUUGGAACACAGACGACGUGGUGUUGGAAGACGACGCGUUUUUCACUGGUGAAAAGAUGUCCGAUAUUUACGUGAAGGGAUGGCUCAAAGGUCAAGAGGAUUGUCAAAGCACUGACAUUCACUACCGCUCGCUUACAGGGGAAGGUAAUUUCAACUGGAGGUUUAUUUUUCCAUUCGAUUACAUGGUGGCCGAACAAAAAAUUGUGAUAUCGAGAAAAGAGUCCCUUUUCUCUUGGGAUGAGACUGAAUGUAAAAUUCCUGCCAGAUUAGAGUUGCAAGUUUGGGAUGCAGAUCAUUUUUCGGCGGACGAUUUCCUAGGAGCAAUAACCUUGGACCUCAACAGAUUUCCAAGAGGUGCAAAAUCAUCGAAAUUAUGUACAUUGGAGAUGCUCAAAUCUGACGGCACAGUCCCUAUGGUUAAUAUUUUCAAGCAGAAGAGAGUGAAAGGCUGGUGGCCUUUUUUUGUGAAAAAAGACAACGAAGAGAUGGAACUGACUGGCAAAGUGGAAGCGGAAAUUCACCUGCUGGGUAAAGAGGAAGCAGAGAAAGCUCCCGCUGGAUACGGAAGAAACGAACCGGAUCCACUGGACAAACCAAACCGACCAGACUCAUCCUUUAUGUGGUUUAUGAAUCCCUUGAAAUCAAUCAGAUAUAUCAUCUGGCACAACUAUAAGUGGACUAUAUUAAAACUCUUCAUAAUUACAGGUUUAGCAAUAAUUAUUCUACUAUUCUUCUACUCUAUACCAGGUUAUACUGUCAAAAAAAUCAUUGGAGCUUAAAUCUGUAACUAUCUGUGGUAAUAAUGUAAGGAAAAUUUAACUAACAUUUAAGAAUUCGUUACAGAUUCUGUUAAAUUUUAAUUAUUGAUGAAAAUAGUUGGUAGAAAAUCAACUGUGCCAUAUUUAUCUUUCUCUAUUUCUGCUUUAGUAAAUCAUUACUUAUUGUUUCACCUUUGAAUGAGAGAGGGGGUGAAAACUAUUCGAACUGCCAAAGAGAGGUUAACAAUCAUCCAGAACGGUAAAACAAAAUACAGUGUGUAACAACGAAUACUUAACA
Molecule: messenger RNA, 5217 nt
Organism: Leptinotarsa decemlineata (Colorado potato beetle)
Lineage: Eukaryota; Metazoa; Arthropoda; Insecta; Coleoptera; Chrysomelidae
Product: otoferlin
Biological process (GO): plasma membrane organization
Cellular component (GO): membrane
Source: RefSeq, a predicted model, not a curated record